AUGGCUAGAACCAAGCAGACAGCGCGCAAAUCCACCGGAGGGAAAGCUCCCCGCAAGCAGCUGGCGACCAAAGCGGCCCGCAAGAGCGCUCCGGCCACGGGCGGAGUGAAGAAACCCCAUCGCUACAGGCCCGGCACGGUGGCUCUGCGGGAGAUCCGCCGCUACCAGAAAUCCACCGAGCUGCUGAUCCGCAAACUGCCCUUCCAGCGCCUGGUGCGAGAGAUCGCUCAGGACUUCAAGACCGACCUGCGCUUCCAGAGCUCGGCGGUGAUGGCCCUGCAGGAGGCCAGCGAGGCUUACCUGGUGGGGCUGUUUGAGGACACCAACCUGUGCGCCAUCCACGCCAAGCGGGUCACCAUCAUGCCCAAAGACAUCCAGCUGGCCCGCCGGAUCCGCGGGGAGCGCGCCUAAACGGAGCCUGGCCGGCCCUGCACAUUCACCCCGAGAGAGAGAGAAACACACAACGGCUCUUUUCAGAGCCACUAAACCAUCCAGAGAGAGCGGGAAGCGAUAGGGGACCUGAAAGCAUGACAUUAAUUUUUGGCGCCGCACUAAGUCAACUCUGUUAUUAAAUAUACUUUGAAUCGAGCCGAACUGGGGCAGUUAGUUGGAAGACACACGGCUUUCAGCGGCACUGACUAGUACAUUGCCAUGAUUGUUAUGUAAUUAUUACACUGUAUAUUAGGUAUUGGAGUGUUAAUUCCAAAUGAAAUCUCCUCUCCCCUGAUUGUCUCCCUGGGUCUUCCCACCAGCUGUAACUAUAUGGUCAUUGCUGAGGAGGCAAGCGGGAAAACAUGGCGCCAAAUCAUCAACCGUUUCCUUUCAAAUUUGAAAAUCCCGCCACGAUGUAGAUCAGAG
Messenger RNA from Hemiscyllium ocellatum (epaulette shark), 858 nucleotides. Its product is annotated as histone H3. The transcript has a single exon. The record is from RefSeq and is a predicted model, not a curated record. Bases 1 to 411 code for a protein of 136 amino acids. Gene Ontology annotation, cellular component: nucleosome. Gene Ontology annotation, molecular function: DNA binding; protein heterodimerization activity; structural constituent of chromatin. NCBI's taxonomy places the organism in Eukaryota, Metazoa, Chordata, Chondrichthyes, Orectolobiformes, Hemiscylliidae.